Molecule: messenger RNA, 714 nt
Organism: Linum trigynum
Lineage: Eukaryota; Viridiplantae; Streptophyta; Magnoliopsida; Malpighiales; Linaceae
Source: the annotation of a GenBank genome assembly
AUGUUCCUCACCAGGACCGAGUAUGACCGAGGAGUGAACACCUUCUCUCCCGAAGGCCGCCUCUUUCAGGUUGAAUACGCUAUCGAAGCCAUCAAGCUCGGUUCUACUGCGAUUGGGCUGAAGACAAAGGAAGGGGUUGUGCUCGCAGUUGAGAAGCGUAUCACUUCACCACUCUUGGAGCCCAGCAGUGUGGAGAAAGUCAUGGAGAUCGAUGAGCAUAUUGGAUGUGCUAUGAGUGGAUUAAUUGCAGAUGCCCGUACUCUUGUUGAGCAUGCUCGUGUUGAAACUCAAAAUCAUAGAUUUUCAUAUGGUGAGCCAAUGACUGUGGAGUCUACGACACAAGCCCUUUGUGAUCUGGCCCUGAGAUUUGGUGAAGGCGAUGAAGAGUCUAUGUCUCGCCCCUUCGGAGUAUCUCUUCUCAUUGCUGGUCAUGAUGAAAAUGGUCCGAGCUUGUACUACACAGAUCCAUCCGGCACAUUUUGGCAAUGCAAUGCAAAGGCUAUUGGGUCAGGUUCUGAAGGUGCAGAUAGCUCUCUACAGGAGCAAUAUAACAAGGAACUCACUCUUCAGGAAGCUGAAACAAUAGCACUUUCCAUCCUAAAGCAAGUUAUGGAGGAAAAGGUAACACCCAACAAUGUGGACAUUGCAAAAGUGGCUCCUACAUACCAUUUGUACACCCCUUCUGAGGUGGAGGCCGUCAUCAGUCGCCUAUGA